Cucumis sativus (cucumber) is the source of this 2345-nucleotide messenger RNA. RefSeq names its product protein NRT1/ PTR FAMILY 5.10. Bases 290 to 2068 code for a protein of 592 amino acids. NCBI's taxonomy places the organism in Eukaryota, Viridiplantae, Streptophyta, Magnoliopsida, Cucurbitales, Cucurbitaceae. The transcript is spliced from 4 exons. The record is from RefSeq and is a predicted model, not a curated record. Gene Ontology annotation, biological process: transmembrane transport; dipeptide transport. Gene Ontology annotation, molecular function: dipeptide transmembrane transporter activity; tripeptide transmembrane transporter activity. Gene Ontology annotation, cellular component: membrane.
GGUAAGAUUUGGAUAGUGAAGUUGUGUUUAAACUCUUUCAAUCUUGAUUAAAGUAGGUUAGAUCAUUCUUUAACCUUUGGAAAGUCUCUGUAUGCAUUUUUUUUUUUUUUUUAUGAAUGGUUUGAUAAUGAGAUUGAUGCAAUGAUGGAGAUUGGAGGAAAUGAAUUUUGUUAAUGCAAUUAUAUGAGGCUUUUAUCUCAGUGGGAUAUACAAAAAAUGGACUAAGGUGUGAUCAAAGUUCAUUUGGUAAGAUUCGUACUUGCAAGCCUUUGUAAGUAAUAAGUUUAAAAUGGAGGUUCCUCUAUUGGAUGAGACGGUCGAGGGUGCAGUUGGUUACAAUGGCAACCCAGUCUGUAGAUCCAAUUCCGGCGGCUGGAGAUCUGCCUCCCUCAUUAUAGGAGUGGAGGUUGCUGAGAGAUUUGCCUACUAUGGAGUUUCCUCCAACUUGAUUAACUUCUUGACGGACCAGCUUCAGCAGUCAACGGUCACGGCAGCUAAGAAUGUCAAUGCCUGGUCCGGUACCGCCUCCUUGCUACCUUUACUCGGUGCCUUUCUGGCUGAUUCAUUCCUUGGACGAUACUGGACUAUUGUUCUUUCGUCUGCCCUCUACAUUCUGGUUCUUCCACUACUUUAUCCUCUUGUUUUGUGUGCUUUCUUUUUCCAUUCUCAAUUCCCAACUAUAAAGUUUUACAAGAGGAUGCAAGGCCUUGGGUUGUUGACCAUGUCUGCAUUGAUACCUUCUCCAAGCACUUCUGCCUGCCAACAGACUGAAAAAUCCUUACCAUGUUCUCCCAAUCUUUUCCAAGUUAUUUUGUUUUUCUUCUCCUUAUAUUUGGUCGGAUUGGCUCAAGGGGGACACAAGCCUUGCGUCCAAGCUUUUGGAGCUGACCAAUUUGAUGGACAACAUCCAAAAGAGAGCAGAUCUAAAAGCUCUUUCUUCAAUUGGUGGUAUUUUGGUAUAUCUUUGGCCACAUUUGCAACUGUUAAUAUCUUGAACUAUGUGCAAGAUAAUCUCAGCUGGAGUCUUGGUUUUGGAAUUCCUUGUAUUGCUAUGGUUUUAGCACUUGUAGUCUUCUUGCUUGGAACUAGGACGUACAGGUUCAGUAACAGAGGGGAUGAGGAAAAUCCAUUUGUAAGAAUUGGACGGGUGUUUGUCACUGCAGUAAAGAAUUGGCGAGUGAAUUCUUCAGAAAUGGCUCAUGAAGAGGAAAUCCGUGGCCUGUUACCUCACCAUAGCUCUAAACAGUUGAGGUUUCUCGAUAAAGCUUUGAUCACACCUAAUAGUUUGAAGGAAGACGGUCGUGCAUGUAGCAUAAGUGAAGUUGAGGAAGCAAAAGCAGUACUGAGGCUUGUUCCAAUAUGGGUGGCAUGUUUAGCAUUUGCUAUUGUAUUCUCUCAGUCAUCAACUUUCUUUAUAAAACAAGGAGUCACAAUGGACAGAUCUAUAACUUUUGGGUUUGAAGUACCCUCUGCUUCACUUCAAUCAUUUAUUAGUCUAUCCAUUGUCAUUUCCCUCCUGAUAUACGAUCGCAUACUCAUUCCAAUUGCUAGAAAUUUCACUGGAAAACCUUCUGGAAUUACAAUGCUACAAAGAAUUGGAUUUGGGAUGCUAUUAUCUGCUAUUUCCAUGGUCAUUGCUGCAUUAGUUGAGAUUAAAAGGCUGAAAACAGCUCAAGAAUAUGGUUUGGUUGAUCAGCCUAAGGCGACUGUUCCUUUGAGUAUAUGGUGGCUGGUUCCUCAGUAUGUACUGUUUGGAGUUGCCGAUGCUUUCACCAUGGUUGGGUUGCAGGAGUUUUUUUAUGACCAAGUUCCGAGUGGAUUAAGAAGCAUUGGUCUCUCCUUGUACUUGAGUAUUUUUGGGAUUGGCAACUUUUUAAGUAGCUUUCUCAUCUCCGCCAUUGAAAAAUUAACUAGUGGGGAUGGGAAACAAAGUUGGUUUGACAAUAAUCUCAACAAAGCUCAUCUCGAUUACUUCUACUGGUUGCUUGUAGGGCUUAGUGUUAUUGGGUUGGCUGCUUUCGUAUUUUGUGCAAGAACUUACAUCUAUAAUAAGGGGAACACCACGUAAGUGUAAGUAUAAUUUGGUAAGGUGUAUUUGGUUUGAGGAGUAAGAGAAAUUGGAGUUGGGAAGUAAAAGUAGUAAACUCUAGUCUCGUUUGUUCUAAGGGGAUUUGUUGAUCCCACUAUUGAAAACAUCAAAUUUUUAUAUUAUCAAUUAUUUACGUCGUGACCGUGGGUUUGAGUGUUCACGAAACCCAAGAUUUCAGGAUUCCUCAAAGCUCACUAUUCCAUUGCUUACCUAAAAUGCAUCUUUAUGUACUGUAAUGUAUUUGAAUUUUUAGGAA